This is a messenger RNA of Penaeus indicus, 1135 nucleotides long. RefSeq names its product probable H/ACA ribonucleoprotein complex subunit 1. The record is from RefSeq and is a predicted model, not a curated record. The transcript has 2 exons. Bases 3 to 1016 code for a protein of 337 amino acids. Lineage: Eukaryota; Metazoa; Arthropoda; Malacostraca; Decapoda; Penaeidae.
CCAUGAAGCUUCUGAUCUCCAUUUCAGCUUUGCUGGCUGUAGCAGCAGCCAAGCCCCAAGGCUACGACCAUCCAUCCCCAUCAGGUGGCGGCCUCUCUGUUGGUCUCGGAGGGCACGGCGGCGCUGGAGGCUUCGGCGGCGCUGGAGGCUUCGGCGGCGCUGGAGGCUUCGGCGGCGCUGGAGGCUUCGGCGGCGCUGGAGGCUUCGGCGGCGUUGGAGGACAUGGCGGCGCCGCUGGCCAUGGAUGCGGACCUGGAGAGGUUGUCCACGUCGACGGCAGGUGCGUUCAACCCCGUGUAAACCGCCGCGUGUUCGUGUACGACGUGCCCGAGACCCCCAAGGUUUACGGCCCACCCCCACCCAUCCCCGAACCCGUCGUCGAGCACAACAUCGUUCUUAUCCGCACUCCCGACGAAGGCCCCGGUCCCGAGCCCUUGGUCAUCCCCCCACCAACCCGGAAGAACAUUGUGUACGUCCUCAACAAGCAGUCCGAGGAAGAGCAGCGUGUUAUCGAGGUGCCCGCUCCACCACCCACCAGUCCUGAAGUCUAUUUCGUCAACUACGCAGAGGGUGAGAACCCAACUCUCCCCAGCGGCGUUGACCUGCAGAGUGCCCUCGGAUCAGCUUCCCAGGGAGGCGGCCAAUUAAUCGGAGGUCCCGGAGCAGGAUUCGGUGUUGGUUCUGGUGCUGGCUUCGGAGCAGGCGCUGGAGCUGGAUUCGGUGCCGGUGCAGGUGCUGGCUUCGGCGUUGGCACUGGAGCUGGAUUCGGUGCCGGCGCUGGUGCAGGUGCUGGCUUUGGUGUUGGCACUGGAGCUGGCUUCGGUGCCGGUGCUGGUGCAGGCGCUGGCUUCGGCGUUGGUACUGGUGCUGGCUUUGGUGCCGGUGCUGGUGCAGGCGCUGGCUUCGGCGUUGGCACUGGUGCAGGCUUUGGUGCCGGUGCUGGUACAGGCGCUGGCUUCGGUGCGGGCGUCGGGGGAGGUGUGGCUCAUCCCUCAGGUCUGUACUCCACUCCCUAGAAGCAUUUGUACUUGGACGCAUAAAUGAGUACGCGCUGAACAAGGCGAUGUUCAGACCUAUUAUUUAUUCGCUACUUAUAUAAACAAUAUUUAUUUCGAAGAUGUUAAUUUCUCAUUAG